Messenger RNA from Bolinopsis microptera, 1902 nucleotides. RefSeq names its product GPI mannosyltransferase 3-like. The coding region runs from base 104 to 1591 and encodes 495 amino acids. Lineage: Eukaryota; Metazoa; Ctenophora; Tentaculata; Lobata; Bolinopsidae. The transcript is spliced from 8 exons. The record is from RefSeq and is a predicted model, not a curated record. Gene Ontology annotation, molecular function: alpha-1,2-mannosyltransferase activity. Gene Ontology annotation, cellular component: endoplasmic reticulum membrane. Gene Ontology annotation, biological process: GPI anchor biosynthetic process.
UGGAUGGAAUCUCAAAAGUGCUAUCAUACGCAAUGCGAAACAUCGCCAGGGGUUUGGAGUUACUGUGAUCAGGAAUACUAUCAUUGUGAAGAUAGCAGGUAUUAUGAAGCAAGCUCCAGGAAUGCGAGUUCUGUUCGUGACGGCUCUGCUAGUCCGGCUAGCAAGUGUGUUCGUGGUACAGACCUCUUACGUUCCAGACGAGACGUGGCAGUGCACUGAGGUGGCACACAAGCUGGUGUUUGGGAGUGGACAUCUGACGUGGGAAUGGCAGGAGGGACUCAGAUCUUAUCUUCACCCUCUACUCUUUUCUCUUCCUUUACUGGUACUCAAGUUACUAAGGUUCGACUCAGCUGCACUUGUCAUUCUGGUACCUCGACUUUUUCAAGCUCUGCUCUGUUUUGCGGGUGACGUGUUGUUGUACCGACUAGUGGUCAAGUUAUACGGACACUCCCAAGCUACCUACUCCGUCAUAAUGCAACUCUCAUCCUGGUACCUGUUUUACGUUUCCCCGCGUCCACUCGUCAACAACAUUGAAACAUUGUUGAUAACAGCUACUUUGAACUUAUGGCCGACAAGGUACAACGACAAAGUAACCUACCCGGCUGUAAUACUGGCGGCUCUCAGUGUGGCUAUACGUCCUACUCUGGUCCUUUUCUGGGUCUUUCUAGGUGUCCACUACCUGAUAAAAUGUCCCGAGAGAAGAUUCUCCUCGAUUAUCAAAGCAUUUGUCAUCGGACUUCCUACUCUUGUUCUAACCACCCUGCUCGACUCCUACAUGUACGGAAAAUUCACUUUCGUCUUCCAGAACUUCCUCAAGUUCAACAUGGCUGGUAGUGAGGUGUACGGGGCACAUCCCUGGCAUUGGUACCUGUCUCAGGGUGUACCUGCCAUUCUUGGCACUCAUUCUAUUUUCAUUGCGGUGGCGUUCAUCAAGGAGCGGGACUAUCCUAGGCAGUUCUUGGGUGUCGUGCUGGCAACAUUGUUCUUCUUCUCGACAAUAUCCCACAAAGAGUUCCGGUUUGUGCAACACCUGAUGCCAAUAUGCAUGGUCUGGGCCGGGCUGGGUUUACAUUGGAUCAGUCGGCACAUUGAAAGGUCCUCUCUUUACACCAUCAUAAUGCUCAACGCCCUCGUUAAUAUAAUUGUAGCCUUUUACAUCGGCUUCUUCCACCAGCGCGGUACUAUUUCUGUUGUACAUGAUUUAUCGAGCUCAGUUAAAUCGGGUGACAGUGUGGUGUUCCUGACACCGUGCCAUGCUACUCCCUUCCACUCUCACAUUCACAAUGCUGAGGUCGACCUCCGGUUUCUGGACUGUUCCCCCGACUUGUCCGGGCUCGAGAGCUACGAGCACGAGGAGAAACAAUUUUAUCGGGAUCCUCAGAGUUGGUGGAAAAAGUUCAGCGGCGAGAAGAAAAGGGUGGCCAAAAGUACUGAGUACGUUGUGGCGUUCGAGGAAAAUCUACCGCAUCUUCAUAAGCUGCUGAAGGAUUCAGGUUAUAAAGUGGACAGGAAAUAUUUCUUUGCUCAUUUGUUGGUCGACGAUAAACUUACUUCUCAUUUGUUACUCUACAAGAAAACGUGGGGUGCAUGAUAGCAUGUGGCAAUCCUAACUUCUAGUUCUAUGCUGUGUGUGCAUUUUAUUUUUAUUUCGAUUAGAAUUUGUCUCUAAUAUCUUUUCAAGUGAUACCUAUUAGGAGUUUGAUGAUUCCGUGAGUAUUUUAAGCGAAUGCAUGUCUUUUUAUUAAUAUUGUUUGAUGUUUUUAUUGCUUUACCAUGUAAACUUAGCUUAUGAAGUCAUUUUAAAUGUUUUAGUCUGUGAUUAACUUUAUAUACAAAUUUUUUGUUCAAAUGUGCCAAACCCUGUCUUUCUUCUGUUUUCGAUGUUUUGCGUCACCCUUUACU